AUGUUUGUUAAAAUGUCUUCAAUUUGCAAGACAAAAGGAAGAGAAAGGUGUGCUGGCAAUUCAAGACGGCAAAAUUCAGUAGAACUAUAUUUAACUGAUAGCGAGGGGAUAAGAUAUCGGGUCUGCAAAACCAUGUUUCUUAACAGUCUGUGUGUUGGAGAAUGGGUUAUAAAAAAGUGGAUAAUUCAAGACGAUCUACCUAAAGAUGUACCAAAAAACAAUACAAAAGAUGAAGCUAAAAUGCAGUUACGUAAGUUUUUUGAUUCCAUACCUAAGCUUGAAUCACAUUAUUGUCGAAAAAAUUCCUUAAAUCUGUACUUGGAACCUAUGUGGACGUCAAAAACUCAGCUCUAUGGAACAUACAGAAAAGAAUUCUGUGUCAGAGAAAAAAUUGAGCCAUUAAGCGUUACAACUUUCUAUAACAUGUUUGAAGCGCUUAAUUUGUCCUUAUAUAGACCGAAAAAGGACUUGUGUGACAUUUGUGAGUCAUAUGUAUCAGAAAUUGAUUAUAAAAUACACCGUGAUAAGAAAGAGGAAGCUAGGAACGAACUUGCUAAAGACAUCAGAACAUGA
Messenger RNA from Arctia plantaginis, 573 nucleotides. Lineage: Eukaryota; Metazoa; Arthropoda; Insecta; Lepidoptera; Erebidae. The record is from the annotation of a GenBank genome assembly.